Messenger RNA from Mercenaria mercenaria, 3361 nucleotides. RefSeq names its product zygotic DNA replication licensing factor mcm6-like. Gene Ontology annotation, molecular function: ATP binding; single-stranded DNA binding; single-stranded 3'-5' DNA helicase activity. The record is from RefSeq and is a predicted model, not a curated record. The coding region runs from base 64 to 2505 and encodes 813 amino acids. Gene Ontology annotation, cellular component: nucleus; MCM complex. The transcript is spliced from 16 exons. Gene Ontology annotation, biological process: mitotic DNA replication; DNA replication initiation; double-strand break repair via break-induced replication. Lineage: Eukaryota; Metazoa; Mollusca; Bivalvia; Venerida; Veneridae.
UAACCACACGGUGAUCACGUGAUUGGAAUCGCGGGAAAUAGUGUCUUUGUUGUUGGCGUAAAAAUGGAUGUUGCUGAACAGGUUGCACGCACAAAUCAAGUGAAAGAUCAGAUUGGAGAACGUUGCCAAAAACUUUUUCAAGAUUUUUUAGAGGAAUUUAAUGUUGAUGGGGAGCAGAAAUAUUUAGCUGAAGUACAAGAACUGAUCAGGCCAGAGAGAAAUACACUGACAGUUAGCUUUGAGGAUGUUGAAAAGUACAACCAGCAGUUAGCUACAACAGUACUAGAAGAGUAUUACAGAGUUUACCCGUAUUUGUGCCGUGCAGUACGCAACUAUGCAAAAGAUUGGGGACAGAUUCCACCCAACAAAGAAUUCUAUGUCAGUUUUAUCGAUGUUCCAUCCAAGUUGAAGGUGAGAGAAUUAACAACUGCUAAAAUCGGAACACUGUUGCGUAUCACUGGUCAGGUAGUAAGAACCCACCCUGUACAUCCUGAGCUCGUCAGUGGCACCUUUAUGUGCCUCGAAUGUAGAACUGUGAUUAAAGAUGUGGAGCAACAAUUUAAAUUCACACAGCCCAGCAUUUGCAGAAAUCCAGUCUGCAACAAUAGGUCAAAGUUUAUGCUGGAUGUUAACAAGUCUAGAUUUGUCGACUUCCAAAAAGUGCGGAUACAAGAAACACAAGCAGAGUUACCGAGGGGCAGCAUUCCCAGAAGUGUUGAGGUAGUGUUACGGGCUGAGGCAGUAGAAAUGGCACAGGCUGGUGACAAAUGUGACUUUACAGGAACUUUGAUAGUAGUACCAGAUGUGAGCACAAUGUCUACACCAGGAGCCAGAGCUGAGACAUCAGCAAAAGUAUCUGCCAACUCUGGAUACGAGAAUGAAGGUGUACGAGGCCUGAAGGCUCUUGGUGUUCGCGACUUGAACUAUAGAAUGGCCUACCUUGCUUGUACAGUCACUUCAACAAAUGCAAGGUUUGGAGGCAGCUCUCUGAAAGAAGAAGAAAUGACUGCAGAAAAUGUGAAGAAGCAGAUGACAGAUGAAGAAUGGCAGAAAGUAUACGAAAUGUCUAGAGAUAAAAACCUUUACCAGAAUCUCUGCUCAAGCCUAUUCCCUACAAUACAUGGUAAUGAUGAAAUAAAGCGAGGUAUUUUACUAAUGCUGUUUGGUGGAGUUGCUAAACAAACAUUAGAACUGACAAAAUUACGAGGUGACAUUAAUAUCUGUAUUGUCGGUGAUCCAAGUACAGCAAAGAGUCAGUUCCUUAAGCAGGUGGAAGAGUUCAGUCCGCGUGCAGUAUACACAAGUGGAAAGGCAAGUACUGCGGCAGGUUUGACAGCUGCUGUUGUAAAGGAUGAAGAAUCUCACGAGUUCGUAAUUGAGGCAGGUGCUCUCAUGUUAGCAGAUAAUGGUGUCUGCUGUAUUGAUGAGUUUGACAAGAUGGACCCAAAAGAUCAGGUGGCUAUUCAUGAAGCUAUGGAACAACAGACGAUCUCUAUAACUAAAGCAGGUGUUAGGGCAACCUUGAAUGCAAGGACAUCUAUUCUAGCCGCAGCUAACCCUAUUGGUGGAAGGUAUGACCGAUCAAAAUCACUGAAGCAGAACAUUACGCUUACUGCACCAAUCAUGUCAAGAUUUGAUCUUUUCUUCAUACUUGUUGAUGAAUGCAAUGAAGUGACAGAUUAUGCGAUUGCUCGACGUAUUGUAGACUUGCACAGCCGUAAUGAGGAAUCGGUAGACCGUGUUUACUGUGUAGAAGAUAUAAUGAGAUACUUGAUGUUCGCCAGGCAGUUCAAGCCAAAGAUCAGUAAAGAAGCACAGGACUAUAUGAUUGAGGAGUAUAAAAGAUUGAGGCAGAGAGACGGUACUGGGGCUGCAAAGUCUGCAUGGAGGAUCACAGUACGACAGUUGGAGAGCAUGAUUCGACUCUCGGAGGGCAUGGCUAGGAUGCACUGUCAGGAUGAGGUUCAGCCAAAGCAUGUAAAGGAGGCGUUCCGGUUGUUAAACAAAUCAAUUAUCAGGGUAGAACAACCAGACAUACACCUUGAGGAGGAGGAGGAAGAGACAGAACAAGAUGUUGAGAUGGAGGUAGACGAAAAUACUCCACCAGCAGCUGAUCAACCGGAAGAGACGCCAGCUGCAGCAGGACAUCCAAAGAAGGGCCUCAAAUUGUCAUAUGAUGAAUAUAAACAGAUGGCUAACCUAAUGGUGCUUUACAUGAGAAAAUCAGAGGAGGAAUCCGAGGAUACAGACAGUGCUGGAUUACGGCGUAGUAAUCUGAUCAGUUGGUAUCUUGGGGAGAUGGAGAGUGAAAUAGAGUCAGAGGCGGAGCUUAUUGAGAAGAAAUCUGUGGUAGAGAAAGUUUUGGACCGCCUAGUGCAUCAUGAUCAUGUUCUAAUUGAGCUUACCCAGACUGGACUUGGAAAAAGAUCAAAACAAGAUGAAGAAAGUCUGAUCAAGGAAGACGACCCAUUCCUUGUUGUGCAUCCGAACUAUGUAGUAGACUGAGAUAGACUCUUCUUGUUUAAAACGCUGUAACUUUAUUACUAGUUUCUGUUAAGUCUACCUUAAGAAUUGGGUUGAAUUAAAGGAAAUUUAGGUACUCUUGUAAAACCCUUUCUACAUAGUAAAUUGUGAUAUCACCAUUUUACUUGGUAAAAUUACUCAACAGCUGUAUGUCUGGUCUACUAGUAUGUAUUUUAUUGCUGUUUGAGUCAUUAGAUACAGAUACAUGGUGUAUUACCUGUAGUAUACAGAGUUUUCUUGUGUAAAAUAUUAUGAAAGUUUCCAAAAUAGUUCCCUAAAGCAGUGCUAUUAUAUUUACAUAUUUAUUAUGGACACUGUUAAAAUAAUACAUUUUAUGUAUCACUACAAUUUCAAAAUAUUUAAUGUUUCCAAUUCUGUCUGUUGAAAUUUUUAAUGUUUUCUAUUUGUGUACAUAUAUCCUUUAUAUAUGUAGAUACAGGGAAAUGUUUAGCUGGGGACGGGACCAAUUUGUACUGUAAGUUACCUUUGCGUAUCUGAUCAUGUGUUCACCUGUAUGUGUUCAUUUGUUAAAAAUGUGUUCAACUUGAUAUUUACUGUAAUAUAUUCUUUGAUCUGAUCAUGUGAAAUUAUAUAUUUGUUUAAUUACCUAAAAUUGUUGACUGAACAUAGUUUUGACUUCCGCUUGAAUAAAGUUAAAAAGUGCGGUAGACAAGUAUAAACAGUCUGUCCAGAUUUUCAUAAUACUUCAUGUGACUGAAGUUUGUUUUUUGAAACAGGCAUUACUUGUCCUGAAAAAAAAGUGCUUUGAAAUGUUGAAAAAAGAUGAUUGUAUAGAUAAAAGGAAAUGAUGGAGAGAAAAAUAAACAUGUAAAGACGU